AUGAAGCUUAAUGACCUUACGAAGCUUUACCAAAAGAAGGUUGAUACAUACCUUAAAGAUGCUAAAGAAUAUAUAAUGCUUAAUGGAGACACGGAUAUUGAACCUGAAGAUAAAGUAGUAGAAAAACAACACAAAAAAUUUCGAGAACAUGUUGAAAGAUUUAUUAAAAACUUUGGUAAAGAGGCAUCAGACUAUAUAGACAAAAGUCUUAAGGAAUAUAUAGAAACGCAUGGAGGGAAAAGGCCACCAAAGCAAUGGGAAAAGGAACAACGAUUUUCAUUUGUUGAAGAAAGAAUAGCUGUCCCUAUUGAAAGGUUUAAAGAAAAUUUUUUCAAAAGAUUUCAAUAUGAACCUCAAAAACAUCAUUUACUGAAGUAUACAGAUUAUGGUGUGAAACAUUUAUUUUAUGAAUCGUGGAAAGAGUAUCAUAUUAAACUCUCUAACAAAAGCAAGAAGAAUGGAAUUGAACAGGAUAAUAAUGGUGUUAUCAAUCGAUAUGGAUAUCACGAGGAAAAUCCUCCAACACGUCCAAUAAAUCCAUUUAAACGAGCACAAAAAAUUGGAAAUGAUAAAUACAGGCAGCGACAGAUAAGACAAGAAAGCAGCAAGAGUCCAAUUAAUCCACUUAAACAAGUGCAGCAAAGCGGACAGGAUAAAAUCAUGCAACCAACGAAACAAGAAGAGAUGACAAUAGCAAAAGAGGUGGAAAAUUUAGCACCAAUUGAUACAUACAAACAAACAUCAAAGCGAACAUUUAAAGACGACAUUGAAGAACAAAUAUUUUCAGCACUUCAGGAAGCACCAGAUUUCGUGCAACGACAACAAGGGUUGAUGCCACCACCGAAACCAAUAAUUAAUGUUAUAGACGAAGAUGAUGGUGAAAGUUGGCAAGAAAAAAUUAAAAAAACAGGCUAUGAUCCCAGAAAGGAUCCCAUUAUUACACCUUUUAUAGCUAAACUCGUUGAAGAAGGAAUUGAGAUUCCAGGCAUGAGAGGCAUAGAAAUUAUAGAUGAUUUUAUUUAG
Molecule: messenger RNA, 1023 nt
Organism: Cetraspora pellucida
Lineage: Eukaryota; Fungi; Glomeromycota; Glomeromycetes; Diversisporales; Gigasporaceae
Source: the annotation of a GenBank genome assembly